UUCGAUGUCACAACCAAGAAAGCUGGCGUAGUGAUGGACAACGCCGAGCGUGUUCUGCAAGAGCUAGCAGAGGGGCUGGAAGUUGACGACAUCGUGCCAGGUCUUGAGGACAACGAUGAUGCAGGAGAGGACGACGAUGAUCUUGAUGGGUAUGUGGACGAGUACGGUGCCCUGGACGAUCUGGAGAAGAACGAUCUCGACCAGGAUGUGUAUCCCGUCAAGAAGGUCCUCCUGAAGCUUCGUAAACUCGCCCAGACCGUCACCCACUCGUCCACAAUCCUGCUGCCUGCGUGGUACGCUCUUCUGGACGAUCUUGUGCUGCCUCGGAAGGCGAUCCCACGCGAUGUCCGUACGCGCUGGAACUCGACGUAUCGAAUGCUGCGGUUCUGUCUUGACUACCGUGAGGCGAUCGAUCAGAUGACUGGGGAGCGGAAGCUAGGGCUU
Messenger RNA from Trametes versicolor FP-101664 SS1, 444 nucleotides. RefSeq lists its product as uncharacterized. Lineage: Eukaryota; Fungi; Basidiomycota; Agaricomycetes; Polyporales; Polyporaceae. The annotation marks the transcript as partial. The record is from RefSeq and is a predicted model, not a curated record. The transcript is spliced from 2 exons.